AUUCCAGUGGAGAAUGUCAGCGAGGAACGACUAAGUUCCAUUAUGAAUUCUGAGCUCUUUGAGGGUGACAUCUUGGGUAUCGAUAUGGCAACAAUAAUAUCACAGAUGAUUUUUAGAGAUGAACCACUGGAUCCAUACGAUAACGUAUUCAAUCUCUCUUAUCAUAACGCAUUAAAUAUGGCAAGAUAUAGGCGUAGGCUAUGGCCAAAUGGAAGAGUACCAUAUGUAUUGGAAAGCGGAAUGACUAGAGUGCAAAGAAUAGCCAUUGCACAAGCAUUCAAUGAAUAUCA
Messenger RNA from Loa loa (African eye worm), 290 nucleotides. RefSeq lists its product as hypothetical. Lineage: Eukaryota; Metazoa; Nematoda; Chromadorea; Rhabditida; Onchocercidae. Gene Ontology annotation, biological process: proteolysis. The transcript has 3 exons. Gene Ontology annotation, molecular function: metalloendopeptidase activity. The record is from RefSeq and is a predicted model, not a curated record. The annotation marks the transcript as partial.